Messenger RNA from Lutzomyia longipalpis, 4735 nucleotides. It is a transcript of the gene dpr12, whose product is annotated as hemicentin-2. The record is from RefSeq and is a predicted model, not a curated record. Gene Ontology annotation, cellular component: neuron projection membrane. The coding region runs from base 854 to 1804 and encodes 316 amino acids. Gene Ontology annotation, biological process: synapse organization. The transcript is spliced from 5 exons. NCBI's taxonomy places the organism in Eukaryota, Metazoa, Arthropoda, Insecta, Diptera, Psychodidae.
AAACACGGGCGUAUACCAAAACUUUUCAAAGAAGUGUAUUCCUCACAAUAAUCCGUGUGAAAUAUAUCCCAUAAAGUGUGCUUUUCCCUCAAUGAAAAUUUAAUAAAACUAAAGUGGAAAUGAUCCCGGUUGCUUAACAAGUGAAAUGCAGUGUGUUCCAACGGUGGAAAUGCCGAAAAAUUAGAAUGGGUGGCAAAUUGAAAGAGAACCCAUAGUGGAGUGUUUGAUUCUUGGCCCGAAAAAAAAUGUUAGAAGGAAAAAAGGGUACACUUGUGUUCAACCGAAGAACAUUAAAGGAUAAAAUGUUCAAAUAUGUAUAAAAACAAGCUGUCUGAGGGGGACUAUGUGAUUAGCUACUGGAGUGAAUUAGAAUUUUCUUCAGGUGGUACAUAUAUAAAAAGUGAAAAGUGGAGAAAAAUGAAGUUUGCGGGAUUAAAAAGUGAGGAAAUAAAUUAACAGAAAUUAGCAAUAAAACACAAAAGAAAGGAAGUGAAGAGAAGACAGAGUGGGUAUAUUUUCUAUGUUGCCCACGACCAAGUGAGGGUAAAACGGUGGUGGUGGAGCAACUUUGGUGGAGAAUAAAGUGAGAGAGUGGAUAACAUUAAACAUUCUUGUGGGAAUUGCUGCCUUCGCAUUUACAGCGAAUAUGUUGUAUGAUGGAGUAAAAUGCUGUGAAGAAAAUCUUUGUUGAGAAUAUGAACAAUUGAAGUGAUAGUGUUGAAGGUGGCACAGAAAAGUCAUAUAAUGGAAUAUGAUAUGGUUUAUUUAGUAAAUAAUUGCGUGUAAAAGGGAGUAAAAACUGAAGGCGUCACAUAGCAUAAAAAAGGACUAUAAUCAGUGGUGAAGCGAAAAAAUGUAUCGAUUUCAACUGUUAAUAUUUUUUCUGCCAUCCAUAAUAUUUGCCACAACGCUGGAGCCAGACCAUCAUCGGUCCAUUCUAACAGACAAUGACUGGAAGAAACUAUGGAUGGUGGCGGGAAGUACAAAUUAUGAGGCAAAAUCGGAGAAUAACAUAGAUUCCAGUGAUUCUCCGCAAUUUGAGGAUACUGAGAUGUUUGCUCACAAUACGACCGUCCAAUUGGGAGGAACCGCCUUCCUUGUUUGCAAAGUAUCUGGAAUCGACAGAGUGGGUGCUAAUUGGAAUCAAAUUUCCUGGAUACGACGUCGUGAUUGGCAUAUCCUAUCGUCAGGGGUCCAAAUGUACACAAAUGAUGAACGAUUUGCCAUCUUGCAUACACCAGGUUCCAACGUCUGGACACUCCAAAUUAAAUUUGUCCAGAGACGCGAUCACGGCAUGUACGAGUGCCAAGUAUCCACAGCUAGUGGUGUCAUAUCGCAUUUUGUCAAUCUUCAAGUGGUCGUCCCGGAGGCAUUCAUUCUUGGCAAUGGUGAACUGCACGUUGAUAUGGGCUCAACCAUAAAUCUUGUGUGCAUAAUUGAGAAGAGCCCACAACCACCGCAAUACGUUUACUGGCAGAAAAAUGAUAGAAUGAUCAAUUACGACGACUCACGGCGUGAUAUCACAAUUGAGACGUCACCUGGACCACGGACACAAAGCCGCCUCAUAAUCCGAGAACCACAAAUUGGCGAUUCGGGAAAUUAUACGUGUUCAGCGAGCAAUACAGAACCUGCCAGUAUUUAUGUAUUCGUAUCCAAAGGCGAUAACAUGGCAGCAAUUUCACGGCGGAAAACCUCCUCUGCCAAUUGCAUCUUCAGCUGCAUCGAGAAUCUCGUUGGCAUCUGUAUCUUUGCUGUUAUCUCCAUUAGAAAAAUUUUCUUCCAGCUCGGUCUGGAAGGCCGUUGAGCAAGUAAUAUAAAUAUACCAUAAUAUAACAUAAUAUUACCAUAUAUAGAAAUUAAAUUAAAUCAUUUCCUGCACCACUAAAUUAUAGUUUUCAAGCGAAGUCGGUAAAAUUUGUUAUUUUAUCUUUAAAACAAACAAACAAAAAAAGUGUAUUACUUAAAAAAAAUGCCGAGAUUACAUAAAAUGAUAUUUCUACUAUAAAUUAUAUACAAAAUAUAAUAUAAGUGUGUAUAUAAAUAAAUUUAACUUAAAAUGUAAAACAUUUAGGAUGAGGGCCAAGGUGGAGACGUAAAUUACUUUUAAAAAAAGAGAGAAAAAAAGAAAAUCUAUACGAAUUCACCAAAGAAGUUGAAGCGAUAGGAGUUAAAAAAAAAACGAGAAAAAAUAUAAAAAAUUAAUGUGGGUUCUGAGAAAAGGAAACACACAUUCUAUAUCCAUACGUGAGAACAUGUUUUUUUUGUUGAAAUAAGCUCAUUCACUAACAACUUCAAACAAUACGUAUAGACAAAAAGAACAAGAACAAAUACAAAUUGAAAAAUAACUUGAUAACAAUAAUUUAGUGGAGCAAAUGAAAUUAAUAUUUUUUUUUCAUUUUUUCAAAUAAUUUUCAUAUUGUCAUUAAUUACAAAAGUAAAAAGAAAAUAUGGAAAAGAAAAUUUUCUCAUUUUGUGACCUUCUGACCAAUUUUUCAUGAAAAAAAAGGAGAAGAAAAGUAUGUAAAAGACGGAAAUCAAGUAUAAAUAGUUUUUUGUGUAAAUAAUGUAAAUUGGUGGACGAUUGACUCCAUGUUCUGCGUGUGUUGAAUAUUUCAAACAUUCACAUUAUUUUUUUUCUCUUCCACUCCCCUUUUAACAAAAACCCCUACAUUACAAUGCCGUGUAUAUUUUUCCCUUCUUUGAAUAGACUUUAAUAUACUUAUUUUCCUUUUAAUCUCCCUUAUUUUCUUCCUCCGCAAUUUUGUCUAAUAAUUUUAUUGAAAAGGAAAAAUUGUUUGUUGAUACUUCUAUAAAAACAACCAAAAAAAAGAAAUUCUUUUUAUUCCUCACCUCGUUAACGUUCUAAUGCAUGUUAAUUAUUAAAUAGGAAAAGUGAGACGUAUAAGCAUGUUUAUAAAAAAAAACUAUUAAAGUUAGAAAUGCACUCUGCAACAUGAGGAUUGUGAUAACAUUUUGAAAAUUCUCUAAGUUAAUUAAAAAAUAUAUAUUCCCUAAUUCCCCAUAAUAAAAUCUCCUAUCUUUUUUAUUAUUAUGUAUACAAUUGCAAACUCAUCUUUAAUACUCUCUUUCUUAUCUUUUAAUCCCGAUUUUUGACAGUUUUCCAUUUUAAAAAAAGGAAACUUUCCCAUUUUUGACGGACAUACUAAAUGUGUAAUUUUUCUUAAGAUGGAGACAGGAAAAUUUUGAACAGAACAUGCAUAUAAAUAUUUUCCGUGUUUUGAAAGGAACAAGAAAAGUUUUACUCCUUGUAGAGAACAAACCAAUCAAUAUACUCCAUAUACCUAUACACAGAUUAAUAAAAGAAGAAAAAAAAAUAAAAAGGUAUAAAGAGUAUGUAGAAUAUGAGAGAAAAUUGUUUUGUUGUGUAGAGUAUAUAUGACAAUCUUUCAUUAUCUCUGACUUGAAAUAAAGAAAAAAAUUAAAUGUAUAUGAUAAAUUUAAAAGAAAAAUUAAAUAUACAUUUUAAAAAUGUUUUAGUGAAAUUCAUCCUUCCCAUCUGCCGUAAAGAAAGGAAUUAUCCUUUCCAAUACAAACUGAUUGGAACUAACAAAAAAUAUUAAACAUUUGAUUCUAAAAAAAAUGUAUUUAAUGUUGUAAUUAUGUAUAAUCGAAAACACCAUUCAUACAUUAAAAAAAUCAUUUUUUAAGGGGUAACUCAUCAACACAUAAAAAAGUAAAUUUUACAAGUUUUCAGUUCUUUUUUACUGCCCAAAGAAAUAUUUUUUUUUAAUAGAGAAACCUCGUUUUUAGAGGUUAAUUUUAUGAACAAUUUGGUCACUUGAGAGAGGUCUAACUAACCCUUUAGUUUCCCAGAUUUUCCCAUUUUCACUACAUCUAGUACUCUCGAAAAAAAUUUUUUUUUUGACUUUCAACUCCUGAAAAUGACAUUAAAAAACUUUUUACUUCACCAAAAAACGAAUAAAAAUUCAUUUUGAAGAAUUUAUUUUAGCUUAUUAAUCGAAAUUUUAAGAAUUUUAGUUAAGAACUGACUUUUUCUUAACAAUUUAAUGGGCAAUUCACGAAAAUUUCAAAAAAGAUCCCGAGAAAAUCUGGGUUAAAGAAAAACUGGAAAUCUACGAAUAACCGUAUUUGGCUUUUCCUAAAAAUGCCGUCCUAAUUUUUUUAGGUCUUGGCUACAAUAGAUAGGUAUAAAAACAUUUAAAAUUAAUUUGAGAAAAAUAAUUUUUAUUGUUUAAAUUAAGAAUUAUAUACAGAAUUUAUUUCAAAAUAUAAAGAAAAAGAUUUAUAAUUUUAUCAAACUCAGGACUUCUAUCACUGAAUGAAAGAACAAAACCUCUCUAUUUAUAAUAAAUAAAUGAUAAAUCCUACAACUUUCGAUUAUACAUACAUUAUAAUACUAAAUACGUAUUUAUAAAACAAAACAAAAAAAAUAAACAUUCCAAGAAACAUUGAAUAGGAAGGAGAAUCAUUGCAUACUUACAUACAUAAUUCAAAUCAUAAUAUUCUCUCACAGUGAAAUUUAAAAUGAUAAGAAAAUUGGUAAAAAAAUCAUAAAGAAACACCUUUAAAAAAAAAUUGCCAGUCACAUGUAUGUAUAAGAGAACUAAAAGAAAAACAAGUAAUUAAAGAAAAACCAAGUUACAGUCAUAAGAACAGUUUAAAUUUGUUUGUUAGACAAAAUACCAAAAUAUAUAAACCGUAAACAUAAUAAAUAAAGAAAACAAAAAAUACAAUAAAUAAAAAUCGAUUUUAA